CGCCUGCGCGGGAGCGCGACGGCCGGGGCUCGGCGGCGGGCCGGGCAGGGCGCGCGCCGGGAGAGGAGGAUGCGCCCCGCGGAUUUGCCAGUUCCUGUAUGCUGAUGGGAAUCGUGUUCUGGCUCCUUGUCAGUGCUAUAGAAGAAGCUGAUGCUCUGAACAGGGUUCCUGUAGUCAUUAAGCUCACCCCUGAUGAUGCAAACUGCUUUGAGAAGAGUCCAGAGCGGAAGCUGCUGUUCUUAAACCCAUCUGCAAAUUUGAGAGGGGGAAGUGAGAAGAUGAGCAUGGAAAACUCAUAAGGAAAUGAAGCUUGUGAGCCCAGGGGACGAGAGAGUGUGGAUUGCCUCCUGCCUUGCCUCUUCUCCCAGCCGCCUGCAGUGAGCUCUCACGUGCCAGAGGACGACGGUGGAGGAGAGCAGCCACGUGAAGCUGGGGUGGUGGGGGUGAGCCAGAGGGUAUUCCACUGGUGGGCUGUGAGAACUGAGGGUCCCCACCACCCUGCAGCAGAGACAACUGGCUCCUGCCAGGUAAAUGCCUUCAGGGGAGUGGACAACUCCAGCUGAACUGAUGAAUCUUGGCACCCGAUACAAGGCUCAGCUUCUGAUAUGAAGAAGGAUAUAGAGUCUUUAAUAGCCCAGGAAAAAGCAGAAAUCGUCGCCAAGUAUGAGAAGGGCAGACAGGAAGGAGCUCAGAUUGACCAGUGGGAAGAUGCCGAUUUCACGCUCUACAAAGUUACAGACCGGUUUGGAUUCCUGCACGAGCAGGAGCUGCCAACCCGCACCGCCUUGGAGGAGAAGCAAAAACAGCAGGAAAUAGAACGUGUGGACAAGUGGCUUAAGAUGCUGAAGAAAUGGGGCAAAUACAGAAACAGUGACAAGAUGUGCCGGCGUGUGUAUAAAGGGAUCCCGCUUCAGGUGCGAGGCCAGGUCUGGUCACUUCUGCUGGAUGUUGAGAAGAUGAAGAAGGAGAAUGAAGGAAAGUAUGAGCAAAUGAAAGAACAAGCGAAGAGUUUUUCAUCGGAAAUCAAGCAGAUAGAUUUGGAUGUUAACCGCACCUUCCGAAACCACAUAAUGUUUCGGGAUCGCUACGGUGUGAAGCAACAGGCACUCUUCCACGUCCUGUCAGCAUACUCGGUUUAUAACACUGAAGUGAGCUACUGCCAAGGGAUGAGCCAGAUUGCAGCCAUCCUCCUGAUGUACUUGAACGAAGAGGAUGCGUUCUGGGCACUGGCACAGCUGCUUACCAACCAGCGCCACGCCAUGCAUGGUUUUUUCAUUCCUGGGUUCCCGAAGCUGCAGAGGUUUCAAGCCCAUCAUGAGCAAAUUUUAAACAAACUCUUCCCCAAACUGAAGAAGCACAUGGACAAGGAGCAGAUGACUACUGGGAUUUACACAACCAAGUGGUUCCUGCAGUGUUUCAUUGACCGGACUCCAUUCACUCUGACCUUGCGGCUGUGGGAUAUCUACAUCCUGGAAGGGGAGCGGGUGCUGACGGCCAUGGCUUACACCAUCCUCAAACUGCACAAAAAGCGUUUGCUGAAGAUGACACUGGAAGAUUUACGUGAAUUUCUGCAGGAGAAAAUUGCUGCUUCCCUGCAGUAUGAGGAUGAUGCUGUCAUUGAGCAGCUGCAGGUGUCAAUGACUGAGCUACGCAAGAUGAAAUUUGACCUGCCCCCACCAGCAAAGCCUGAGGAGUUUCCAAGGAAACCCCUGGGCCUGGAGCUCUCCCUCAACCCAGUAGCCAUAAAGGAAAACGCAGCAGCCAAUGGCCAGAAUGGCCGGGUGGGUGAGCACACUCCAGACAGGGAGCCCCAUCCCCACAGAGUUCCUGGCACACCAGGAGGAGUGACAGUGGUGGAAGCGAGGAUUCCAACCUCCCAGGGUAGUGAAGCAGCUGAAGCAACGAACGUGCUUGAUUCGGGUGGGCGGCCACCGGAUGAGGAGGGUCAGGUGGAGCACAUCCUGGAUGGGCAGCCAUCAUCUCUUCUGAAGGCAAGCGAGAUGCAAGCCCAGCAACACCUCCUGCCCACGGUCCUGCCUCCAGAGCAGCCUCUUCUUGCUCCUGGCUGUGCCGUGGUGGACCAUGGAGUCUCCCUCCAUGCCCCAGAUGAGUACAGCUCCUUAGAUUCCUCUCUCCAAAACAGGCCGGCUCCUCCUGACUCCAGCACCGUUGAGCUUUCCGCUAUGGACCAGGCAGUGUGGGAGCCAAAUCCCACUGUCCUGCCAGCAGAACAGGCAUCUUCCCUGGGCAGAGACGCAGUGCUCCAAGCAGCCCCCCAUCCUCUGCCAGCCGGCUGCCGGCAGCUCUCCUGCACAUCACAGAGCGAUGGCUCCCCUGAGAGCGAGCGCGGGGAGGAGGCUGCGGAUGACAGGCACUGCAGGGCGGUGCUGCCGGACAAAACAGGCCUGAAGUGCUCAGCAUCCAAAGCUGCAUCCACAGGAGAGCUCCUCAGCCUGCAGCACAACGGGCUGGGCAGUGGCACCGGCACCACGUGCUGGCCCGAGGCCGUGCUGCCUGCGCAGAGGUGGGCAGGGGGCAGUGUGCCCAUCUUGUCCAGCAGAGAGCCGGAGGCAGCAGGGCCAGCCGAGGUCUGCCCCGCCCAGCGGGCACCGUCCCCUGUGGUGGAAGGGAACAGCCCCUACGUUGUUAUCAAAACCACCACUCCCCUCCACCUGGCCCAUGCGACAGAGCAGGACUUCUUGAACAGAAAGCAGGUGGCAUUGCCUCUGACAGAGACUGGACAUCCCCUGCCUACCACCUCCAUGCUGCCACCUCUUACGCCAGACCCAGAGGAGGUAGAGGUCCAGAAAAGCCUCCAGAAACCAUUAAAUGCACUGAAAACCCCAAGACCCCCAUUGAGCCCCAAACCAAAAUUACUGCCACAGGUUGCCAAAUCCCACUCAGAGAACAGUUUCCUUUCAGGCUCUUCAUCCCUGGCAAAGCUGCCCAAAUCAGUGACAUUCUAGUCGGGAUGGGGAAGGGGAAGUUAAGGGAGAAGAAGUGGCUUCUGGAAAAGCACCCUUGCCCCAUCUACAGGAUCCCCUUCUGUCAGCAGGGCUGUUGGGGUGACAGCACAGCACCAUCGCACGUCAAGCUGUGCUUUGGUACGAGCAACCAGUGAGGAGACAAAGCGGUGGCCACCAGUGCUAGGAGACACCAGCAGAUUGGAUUUGCAUGUUUCCUAAGGACAAAUUGGAAAAUGCUUUCAUUUUCUGUUCCCUAAAGGUCCCCAAGCUUCAUCACUUGGGGGAAGAGGCAGGGCUGGUGAGUUUGUUGCUUAUUUUCUCCUGCUCCUGUCUGCUGUGGAAACCCAUGACCAAGCAAGCAGGCACAAGGUGUUGGAGUCCGAAAUGCUUUCUUUCAAAUGCCCCAUCGGCGCAGCCACAGCAUUGCUUUCAAAGGCCUUUGUAGCAAUAGAUCUUUAUUUCAUUUCCCAGACCUGCAGUUGUAGGCAGCAGAAUUUCCAGGCAGUGCUAUGGCAUCCUGGCAGGACACAGGCAGCCCGCUGCCCCCUCUAUGCAAUUCCACAAAACAGUGCCCAGCUGUAUCUGGCUCCUGCUGCUGUGGUGGAUGGUGUUCAGAAGGACAGAUUUAACAGCUGCUGAGUCCCUGGGACAUCUCCUUGGUGUCACCCUGGGGGCUGCCAGCAGUGGUUCUUUCUCAAGUUCUCAAGGUGACAAGGACAGUGAUGAAGGUGGAGCCUGGUCUCAAGCUGAGUGCCCUUUCUGCUGGCCUUUCCUUUGCAGGGCCAGUGCGGCGAGCGGGCUCGCUGCCUUUCUGUUCCCUGAACAGGAAAAGGGGCUGCUGGCUUGGGAAACCUGCCUGCACUACCAAGCUGCUGGAGGUGUGAGGACAUCUAAUCAUAGUGCCCCAGAUAAGUCCACUUUUGCUUUGAGUAAGCUAAGUGUCAGAGUGGAAGGGGCCUAGGAAUUGAGGAAGGGGGAGCACAUUGCCCAGAAUCUGAUCUUAAACCUUCUGAUUGAGCCCACACAGGGGCUUCCUUGAGUAAGGAAACUUGGGCAUGAUGGGUGCCCACAUGCCCCCUUGCCCUUCAUGCACCAAGUCCUAGAGGUCCAUCUCCUCCCCAUCCCAGGGUGCUGCUGCUGCACAGCCCAGGCCAUUGGCUGGAGGUGUGCAGGGGUCUGGGGAGACACCUCAUAGAAAGAGCUGGUCCAAAAUUCUGGUUCCAGCAUGUACUUCAUCCCUAGAGGUGAAGGGACUUCAUCAGGAAGGCAGAUCAUUGAAAAAGCAGGAGGUAGUCCAGAUAUGCUGGAUUUGACUUUGCUGCCCAGAAGGGGUAUCUGCAAGUGCUGCCUUAGGUGGGACUGCAAGUGUGAUUUCCAUUCCUUCAACAGAGAUCCUGGGCAAAAGCUCCUUUAAGUUCUAGGGAGACUUUGAAUACUAUUUUUUUAUCUCACAGGCUGCUUCAAUUGCAUAACCUGAUCUAAAGCCUACCUGAAAGCCUAGCAGAAAACUUCCAUUAAAUUACUUUGUGGGUUCCAGGAGCUGGACUUUAUGAUCCUGGUGGAUCCCUUCCAACUCAGCAUAUUCUAUGGUUCUAUGAUUUAUCAGGGUUUAUUUUGGCUUGUGUACGUGUGGUGGUUUAUGUUUGCAGCAGGGAGUGUCAAAGGGAGCACUGGAUCUUUGUUUGGAUGUAGCCAGCCAGACCACAGCACCCUCAGUUUUCAUUGGAACCCCAGCUCUGUCCCAGGCCCCAUCUUCCACUGAGCCUCCAACCUUGCCCAUCCUCUCCCUCUGUAGAGCAGGGAUACCCCUAUUAGCUACCUCGCAGGGUGUUGUGAGGAGUCAAGCAUUGCUGUUUGAGGAAAAGUGCUCUUUGAAUGUUCAGUAUUUGUGUUUUGAGACACCACAGGUCCUUUCUAGGACAAUGGUGCUUGAAUUGUUUUUCAUUUAGAGUAUGUUUUCAGUAACUGUGCGUAGUUAAGCGUAUUUGUGUGCUAAAAUGCCUGAGCAGUAUUUCAGGACAGAUAUCCACUGCCUUUUGCUAGCAGCCCACUGGCCACAGGAGCUCACUGGGAAGCAACAAGAAGCAUCUGAGAGCUGUUGGUCACAUCUUGGCUUGGCUUCUGUAGCUUGGGCGCUCUGUCCUCUCCUUGAAGCCCACAUAAGAUUCCUUCUAAUGCAUCUCGAGCAUCAUGCAUGCAAGAGCUGAGACCUCUUUCCCCUUGUUUUAACCCAUUUUUCCUCAUUUUAGGCACAAAGCCUUUGCACAUCACGUUGCUUGUGCACCUGGACUCCUCGCGCAGUGUGUGUCUGGGAUGUUUUGCAGUAUUAACAUUUAGAAAGGUGGUUUGCUUUAAUUUUGGAGAGCUGUCAAAUGCACUGUAUUCAUUGCAUGGCAUUUGGUUCAUGACGUUCAACCUGAAUUUUGACAGGGCAAAGGGUGGGGGUUGUCCUUCCCUCCAAGCCCUAAUGGGAAUGAGCAGCAAGGUCCUCAGUCAUCUUCAGGCCUGGGGAACCACCAGCCAUGUGCAUUGCUGUCCUUGGUGUGAUGCUCUCACUUGAACACAUCAAUACAUGAUCCCUAAGGAGAUGCCCACUCCUGUCUCCUCCUCUGCCUCUUGCUGCAGACAAAGCUGCAGCCAUGGUGGGUCUGUGGCAGCAAGGCCUGGCCCAGCCCCAGCUCUUUUAUUGAAUUUUGGGAAUAGGAAGGGAAGGAGAAGAAUGAGGUGGCAGCUCAGCAGGACAAAUUACCUAAUGCAAGCCACCUGCAGCCCUGCCCAGCCCUGCAAGAGUCUCAACCCCUCAGCAAAAACUACUCUUACUAUGAGCAAAGGUGGGAAAGCAGCUCCCCCCAUCCUUGCUCUUGCAGCCCUGAGACAACUCUGGCCUUGCUGCCUUCCAUGUAAAGGUAAAGACCAAUGCUGUGGGUUUGGGUCUUUUAGGUUUAGUGUGUUUUUCUUUGUGUUGUUUGUUUGUGAUAGAGCACUUUGAGUGGUUGCAGCACUGGCAGGCAGCAGGAGCCACAGGACCCAGCUCCAGCAGGGGCCAGAGGUUUCUUGGCCAUGCACUUUGAGAGCCUGGCUACCAUCUGCUUUCCUUUUUAUUUGCUAUUCUUGUUUACAGCAUGGAAUGCUUCUUCCAUGACUCUUUCUAAUGUAUUGUAAUUAUUACUUUUAAGAAAAAAAACAUUUUUAUGUCUGCUUUUUUGUUUGCUCAGUUUGUUUUUUUAAAAGGAAGGUUUUUUUGGGGGAAAAAAAGCCAGUCAUUCCUUUUUUCACUGAUCCAAACUGUCCAGAGAGUUUGAUGCUGUGUUUUACAUGGUUGUAAUAUUAAUGGUUAAAGAAGUUUAGCAUAAAUUCAGACUCUGCGAGGUUUCUUACAGGAACAGAAGCUGCAACCAGAAGACUGGUUGCCUUCUCCUGAUGACUUUUAGCUUGGUCCACUGGGUAUGCUUCAGCUACAACAGGUACAUCCUGCUCCAUCUUUGCUUUCCUCCCUAAUUUUCUACAGUAAUUAAAUCCAGGCAUCCCCAGCAGCAGUGGAAAGAAAAAUGUUCCUUUCUACUUACCACCAUCCUCUCCUAGCUGAGCAAAGGGCAGCAUCCCUUCUGACACAUGGCUGCCAAACAGCAGCACUGCUGAAGCUUGUUUUUUGGCCAAGAUUUUGUGUUUGGAGUUUGUUUUCCUGCCUGUAGGCAGUGUAGGGAGGGUUGGACGGGACAGGGAACGGGUGGACACAGCUCCUUGCACAGCAGGUGGGUGGGUGGGUGCGACUCACACUCAUGAGUCAGGGCUGAGUCACGGUUACAGCAGUCACUGGGAGCCUAAGGUGGUGCUGCUGACAGCUGAAGAUGCAUUUUAAAAAGCUGUGAGUGAGCAGUACCUCUGACACACCCCAGAUUUCAUGGCCAGGGCUUCCUGGGCUUAGAUGACCAUGGUGCUAUUUCCUUUGACGUGUUCAAUAAGAGCAGUGUUCUGGCUCCCAUGAGAGAAAGCUGCCACUCGAUGUUAAGCAGCAUGUUUAUGGUUAACACAGGGCAUCGGUCUCUGCCAUGGUAGCACAGAGGGCCCAAAGGCUGACAGCAGACAGAGGGGCCAGAAUUAGCUAAAUGGCACCCUAAGAUUUAAGAGCAGUGCCUGAAAUUGGAAUCCCCAUGUGUCUGUUACCCACUGAGUGCUAUAGGCUGGUCUUCCUGCUUCCAUCACUGCCCUCCGUCUCAUCUAAGAGGUCAAACAGGAACAAAAAUUGCUCUCCAGUGCCCUUAAAUUAGCUCAUUUAUAUUAACUGGUUAAAACCUGGUCUGAAACACCACAGAAAAACAAAAAGAAAGCUCUAGCACCACUGAACACCGCAGUGUUUACUGGUACAGAAGCACCCUGAGGAUGCAGCUUUUGGCACAUCUCCUGUGCCAUUUCACACUGGAUGCCAGCACAGCGAUGCAGCACUCUUAACAAGGGUGAGCUCCCCAGGCUGGAAUGAAGCAAACCUCAUCACUCCUGUGUUCCAGGUGCUCACAAGCAGCCUCAUUGCAAAGCUGCUUUGUGUCACCUCCUAGCCACCAGCUCCCAUGAACCUGUUGGCUCUCAGGCAGUGCCAAGUAACAUCUGCCAUGGUUACUUACCUUGACAGGCAGUGCAGGGUUUAGAUAGGGCAUUUAUCCAACUGCUAAAACAGCAUCACUGCCAAGGAGAGAGCAGAAGUGUCCAUUAAACAGCCUUGGUUCAUUUGGUUGUUAAAAAAAAAUGGAGUGUGAUACUGCUUAUUGGUAUCCUUGAUUCCCAGACUCCAUGUACGUGCCUGGUUAUGGCCUCGUGGCUGUGGUACUCUCACCCUGUCCCUGUAGGGACCAGGGACAGGCAUGGCUCCACCACCUCCUCUGACAGCAUCCAUCCAGCUGAUACAGGAGCCACAGAGGUACCCAGCCUUGAAUUGGUGCUUGAUGGGGCUCUCAGGUAUGGUUUCGGGGUGCCAAGCAUCCACUGCAGAGAGUCCUUCCCAGGGGAAGAUGCCCACAGGUAAUCCUAAGCCCUUCCCUGCCUUACCAGAGCAGUGCAAGACCUCAGGGGAAACAUAAGCCAUGCCUGGUGUCCAGCUGCUGCCAGGAACACCAGGUCGUGGCAUGCUCCCUGCAGCAAGGAGGCAGGCAUCAGCACAGGAGGUGCUUGUGUCCCUGAAGGGAUGGGAGGGUAAACAGCCCCUGUGUCAUUCCAGCAGUACCCCUUGUCCCCUCCUGUGCCCCCCAGGGCCUGAGGGCUGCUUGCAGGAGACAAAGAGCAGGAUAAUCCCAAAGCCCAUGAUUACAGCUACCCACUUGCUGGACAGCUCUGGGACCAGUAGCAAAUGAAUGCCAUAGAUGGUGUUGAAGCUGCUGCUUAAAUUCUAGUGGUCCUAUCAGCCAGGGACUGGUCCUCUUACUGCCUCUUCCUCUGCACUUGGUAUUUGCCAGUAUUAUCUAUCCCCCUUUUCCUGGUGGAGCCACUGCUGUCGUCACAGCAGCUCUACAGCUCCCAGGGCUGGUCCCCAAGCAGAACUGCAAACUCCCCAAGCUGUGCUCAGCUCUGGUGUCCUGGCACCCCCUGUGGCUCCUGUCCUUCCUGGCUCAGGAACAGCCAAAACAGCAGCACCAGGAGGUGGGACAGGCAGCAGACCAUAUCUGUCCUCACUGGCUCUGCCAAGCCCCGGCUGUGCUCGUCACCAUCCCAGCCCACCUCCCACAACACGGAAAGCUCAUCUACCCCUGCGUGCCACCGCAAGGCUUCAGCCAGUCAGCACUGAAUAAUUGAUGCUAAGUGGAGCCUGGAGCAGAGCCAAACUGAGGGAGGGAGCAAGGCUUUGUGCUGGUUUAGGCUCUGUUCCCAGGAUAUAGCAGGGGGAGAGAGAUGGGUGUGCUGUGUCUGGCAGUUUUGUGCCCCAGCCAGUUUGGCAGAGCCAGUUAGAGUUUGGCUGGGCCUGGGGGCGUUCCUCCUCUUGGGCUCACUGUGCUGCUCACCUGCUGCUGUGUCCUACUGCCAUGGUGGUGCUGCUCUCAUGCUCCUCGUGUGCUGCAGAGGGGCCCUGGCAGUGGUGGAGGGGGGCUGGGAGCAGAGCAAGGGCACCCCCAAUCCCAGCAGCCCUUGCUAGGGCUGGUACCUUGGUUCUCCUAUGCUACAGACCCUGUACUCAACCCAUAGCAAAAGCAAAGGAGUUGCAUGUGGGGCCAGUCCCAUGUGCCUCUUCCCCUUUCCACCGGUUGCUAGUGGCCAGGAUGGUGGCUGUCGCACCAACCUCUGAGCAAUGUCACCUCCUUCCUACAGCACAUCCCCAAAUAUAAAGCAGCAUAUGGAGCAAAUGACAGCCUGGCAAUUUAAAGAGGCAUGUCUGAACCACUUCCCAAACCAUCUCCCAAAUCCUACCACCUCAGCAGCUGAGGAGGCCCACAGGGCACACACCAGCAUCCUCUUCACCUAGAAGGAUGUGGGUACCAGGACAGUGCAGGAGACAACCAAACCACAGCUGAAACAUCUCACUAGGAGAUGCGGCAGGUGAGCCCAUCCCAUGAGCAUCCUUACUCACUGGCAGCAGUUACAAAAGAGCCCAAGAUGUGGAUGGAGAAGGCUUAGAAGACGCACACAAAGACAUGAGUCCAAGGGAUUUGAGUCACUAACGCCUGGCUAUUAUUCUUCCAUACAGUAAAACAGGUUCCUCCUAAGACACAGAGAAAAGUAAACUAAGAAACUUCCAAUUUUGUCCAAAACUGGUAUGAGCUCCCUUAAAGGUACCUGUGGCUAAAUGGAAUGCAGUAUCACAAGCCCCUCUUCCAACCAUCCCAUUAAGAGCCUGGGCCACUCUGGUGCCCUGGAGGCCACUAAGCCUGGCCUCACAUCAGAGCCCUGCUCCUGGAACAUCUAAGCCUACAGACUUAGAUAACCUCAGGCCUGGGGAAGCUGAGUGGUUUUGCUUACCUUUAUGGUGAAGGCAAGAAGUGAUACAGAAAUACUGCUUAGGUUGGAAAGGUUCGCAACAGUGGCUGUAGUCCAGAAUCUGGUCUGCUCCUCUACCCAGCCACACUACAGGUGAGGAGUAUGAGGCCAGCAUUUAGUCAAGCCUGCUCUGUAAAACUCAGCCUUUCAUCCAGCUCCCCCCAUCACCACCCUCACAUCUCAGUUCUCACUCCAGCACUGAGUCAUUGCCAGCUCCUGCACAGCCCAGGUCUUUGCCAAAGCCCUCAGCAAGCACCAUGCACUCACCUGCUUUGGAGUCACCCUCUCUGCUGGCUUAGGAGAAUGCUCCUGUGGAAGCCCUCACAGACUAAAAGGUAUGAGAUCUGUUCCAGCAUUUGAUCAGCAUCUUUAAGGAUUUGUAAGCAAUUCAGGCAGUUGAUUUAGCUGCGAUGUCUCUAGAGCCCCAACCCCCCUGUAACAAGGUGUGGGGCACUUGAAUGGUGCGAGAGAAGAACAUGUAUUGGAUGUCUGUCCUGAGACAUCUGGACCUGACCAGACUAGAACAGACCUCAUCAGCUAUUCUGUCAUUUAAGUAUGGGUUCAAAGGUGGCACUCCUCCAUCACAGGAUAUGCAGUCCCAACAUAACAAGUAGGAUGCUGACUGAAGCUUUCUCAGAGCUGGUUUUCACACUGGCUGGAGAACCACAACACAGCACAUGUUUAGUUCAGCUUUGCCAUGGCCAGCUGAAGAGAUCACAACAGCCAGAGAUGAGCUGAUGUACUGAAAUUAGCAAAAAGCUUACCUCUGUGGACCCAUUUCCAGCUUCAGCUAUGCAACAGGAAUAAUCAAAAUUACUGUACAUUCUGCUCACCUAAGCUCGUGCCUCUGAAGCACAACUGAGGUACACAGCAAACUCCUUAUCAUAAGGGAAACAACUGCAGUGUCUGAAAACUCCAUCUUCCAGUCCAGGUACUUAACAAAUGUGCCUUGAAUAACUACGGGGAAAAUCAACUCCAAACCCCUCAAUUUCUCCUCCAAAUCUACAGUCACUCCAGUGAGACUGUAAUCCUGGUAUUACUUUCAGACUCAAGAAGUUCAGCUAGCAGAGAACACAUCGUGAGCUCAUGUACUGACCUCCUGCCUGUCAGAGGCCAGCAACAUGAUGUACUGUCCACAAAUCAUCAGUACCAAGAAAAAGCCCAGUCAAGAGUAACAACUCCACCUCAGAGUGAUACAAUCUGGUUUUUGCCACCAGCAAAGAUAGACCAGAUCACAGCUGAUGUAUGAGCUGUUGUGAUUUUCCUCCUGGAAAAAAGAUGCAUUAAUACACAAUUAAUACGUUUUUUGAAGAAGAGCUGUGGGGUCAAGCUUUUAGCACCUCCUUUUGCUCCUACCUACCUCCAAUUUUCAGCGUGGACUUGAACAAUGACCCAAGUCUGGAUUUCUUGUGACCUACUUACAGCAAAAAGCUACCCAGAGCCUGUGGUGGUCUGUCACUUACCAGGACUGUUUGACAAGCUUGAAAACCUUACCCUGAGUGCAGAAACCUCUCUGAAAAGGAGAGGUGCUCCUACUUCAGCUUUCUGCUGCUUAACAAACUCUUGUAAGUAGUUUGGCCAGUGCUGUUCUAGCACACCGCCAACCAAGAUGUGCCAGUUUCUUGGAACUGCAGCUAUUGCUGGCCCUGUGAAGACAACUUGGCCCUGGUGCUCUCUGGAGCUCCUCCGCUUCCUUGACCUCAGCUCCUAGUACUUGACUAUGGCAUUUGGCUCCCAGCCAGAAAUGACAGGAGUCUCUCAGUGGUUAGAGCCAUCCAGUCUGAAAGAACACCAGAGUGUUACUUCUCUGAAGGCCUCCAUUUAGAUCUAUCCCAUCCUUCACCACAGGCCUGGGGAAGAAUGGGAUAAGUUCUACUGCAGAUGAAGAGCACCAGGUUCCUAGUGCAGUGGUAACACUACCAAGCAAGGGUCCCCAUGUCAUCUUCUAGAAGGACAAAGUACCCCUGUCCUGUGGCCAGUUGUGCACAAGACGCUAACCUUAGGAACAAACCCCAGACUUCACAUUAGAAACAACUCAAGAGUGGGAGGUUUUCUGUGAGUCUCUGGUCCAGUCCCACCAUGUAACACCAGGCUCAGCAUUUUCAGCAAUGCUCCAGCACAGGAACAGAUGCUGGUGCAAACAGCACACCCAGCUAAAGGCAGGGCAUUCUCCCCUUGGGCAGCUUCUCCCACUCCAGCUGGUAUCAGCCCUUCUUCUGCAUGAACAGGGUGCCAGGCAGCUGCAGCCAGGGUGAGGACUGUGCCCUACAGCAGUUCAGAGCAGGCUUUUACAGAAAGCAAGCCAUUAACACAAGUCCUCUCUUGCCCAGGCCAAAAGCAAAGGCAGCAUCCCCAAGAAGCAUGGGAGUUGAAUUCUGUUGCUUUAAUUCUGCUGCUGCCUGGCAUGACAGAGGGUGGGGAGUGGGAUGGGAAGUUGCUCACAUGGAUGCUGGGAAGCCCUGGGUGGGCUGUGGCUUUGUGCUGGGGGUGACCAGGGUUUCUGUGCUGGUUUUGCCAUGUGAGGCAUGUGACUCACACGCCACCCUCGCCGCUCCCAACCCAUACCAACCUUGGCUGCCAAGCCCAGCACCUCUUCAGGCCUGGGCUAGCCCAUGCAGAACAGCUCCCUGCCGCACUCAGCUAGAUCACCUUCCCCCUUUGAUGCUUCUAAUUCUGGAUGCCAGUUAAAUUAGCCAGUGAAAUAGCUUGGAGGAGGGAAAGACAGUGAGUACCAAGCCACCCGCUGCACUGAGUGCAAUGUCUUGUCUUGAGGCUGCAAGUGAAAGACACAUAGGUCAGACCUCAGGCAAAAACCCCAAAGGAGCAGAGCUGAGCAAAGACAGGAAUCCCAACAGAUUACCCCUUACCCAAAAUCCUCUUACCCACUCUAAACCUAGAGGCUGGAAGCCUGAAUCCUUUAGUCUUAGUUGCUGAGCAGCCAGACAGCUUCUGCAGUGCAGGAGAGCCAUUCUCAACAUGCAGUAAGGAAGCUAUGCACAGGGCAGAUAAGGAUUUGCUUACCUGUACAUACUGGAGCAGCCCAAGGUGUACGUGCUAUACAGGUGUUACCAUAGACAGGAGCACAGAGGCUGGAGGGGACCAGAAAGUCUUAAUUCUACCUCUAGAGCACAAGAGAUGAUGGAGGUCUUGUGCCAGAAAGAGCUGACAGGAAAGGAAUCAGGGAAGCAACAAACUGGUACCAGCUGGGGUGAACCCAACUCUCAAAUCUCUUCCCUGAUGCUUAUUCUCUUCCUGGCAUUGUAUCUGAGGCUAUAAAUCCCACAAGGACUAGGCUGAAAGCAAAGCACUCAAGGGGUGCCAAGGAUAGGCUUGGACUGGUUGCACUCUUCCACCCUCCCAAACUUGGGGCCAGCAGAGUUUCAUGUGGGCUGGGGAGGACAUGACAAAGACUUGCUGGAGACAGAGACAAGCUGUCCUGACCUGAGAGCUUGUCUCUCCCACUCCAAUCACCUCCAUAAUCUACAGCAUGACCUUGGUCUGUGGAGAGCAAAUCUCAGCACCCUUUCCUCCCCGCCAUCCCACCAGCAAUCCUUCCGGAGCAGCAGCAGGAGCAGCAGCCUCUGGAAGGAGGACACAGCCAUCAAGGUGAUUUGUUGAGACGAUCAAAUAAUAAUUUACUGUGAUUCAAUCUGUGGCUUUGUACAGUUGCCGGGGUGAGAGGAGCCAAAGGAUGAGGGGAUGGGGAUAAAAAAAAAAAGAAGUUGUUUGCCGCAGGCUUGGGUGAAGUGCGAGAUAGUCCUUGGAGU
Messenger RNA from Poecile atricapillus (Black-capped chickadee), 13690 nucleotides. RefSeq names its product USP6 N-terminal-like protein. The record is from RefSeq and is a predicted model, not a curated record. Bases 606 to 2966 code for a protein of 786 amino acids. NCBI's taxonomy places the organism in Eukaryota, Metazoa, Chordata, Aves, Passeriformes, Paridae. The transcript has 17 exons.